This is a messenger RNA of Rhodofomes roseus, 421 nucleotides long. Its product is annotated as NADP-dependent oxidoreductase domain-containing protein. Gene Ontology annotation, molecular function: oxidoreductase activity. The transcript has 3 exons. NCBI's taxonomy places the organism in Eukaryota, Fungi, Basidiomycota, Agaricomycetes, Polyporales, Fomitopsidaceae. Bases 1 to 222 code for a protein of 73 amino acids. The record is from RefSeq and is a predicted model, not a curated record.
AUGGACCAAGAACUGGCGGAGAAGGACCCAACCCAAGUCCUUCUGCGGUGGUCUCUACAACACGGUUUCGUCCCGCUGCCUAAGUCGUCCCGGCCUACUCGCAUCAGGUCCAACGCGGCUCUCUACGACUUCUCCUUGACAGAGGAAGAUAUGGCGAAGUUGGACGAGCUUGAUCACGGCAAAGCAGGCGCUUUAAGCUGGAACCCAGUGGAUGUCGACUGAGAGUACUACCUUGCGAGUGAUAUACACCCAGGGAAAUACUUAGCUGUGAAUCGAGAGUAAUCAUGGACUAUAGCGAGGUCAUGCGAAAACUCUGAGCAAGACUCAGUGCGGUCUUGCAACGGCCUCGAACUUCACACAAAUGAAGCAAGUCAGGAAGCAAAAAGGAGAAAGGCAGCGGACGUUGCGGCUGCCGGUUGAC